UAUCAGUUCAACUGCUACACAUCUACCUAUCUACCUACUGUUCUCUACAAUCCACAGCAACUAUGUGCAAAGGACUAACAUUACUGCCUACCACCUGCCUGGAAAGGUAUAUAGAACUCUUUUUUACCAUCCACAGGUUUACUGUUGCUGUCUUUGGCAUUUGGAUUAAAGGAUUAAAGGGGAUAAUUAUUGGGUGUUGUAGCUUCUGUAAUGGUGAAAGUGAAGGCGGUUUUGGUGGAUUCUAAAUUUAGACCUUGCAGCGUGGAGACGUGUCUAGAUUAUUUUGUGAUUAGUUUGUAGCAAAAUAUUGUGCUGAACAAUGACUCAAUUCAAGGACUUGUGGAGUAUUUAUCUAACCUAUGACGUUAUUCGCUCUCUCUAGGGCCAAGGAACUAAAAGCAAGGCUGGGCAGCUUUCUGCAAAAACCCGACUGGAGUCUAGCAAGCUUCAAAAUAGGCAAAACUAGACCUACUCUGGAACAAUGCAUGAGGUGGAAAGAGUCUUUCGAAAAGCUGUUGUCCAAUAAACGUAAGUAAACCUUACUCUUCACUGCACAAACACACGCACACAUACACACGAUUAGCCUAGUUCUACAGAGAUGCAACAGAAAUAAACCUUUAUGAUUAGAGUAGGGCAUUUUGUCAAAUUUUAGCCCCAGAUUUUAGCCCCAGUAUUACUGACCACAUCACACAGCCGCUGUUGUAGAUUAGAACACACGUGCUGGCACUGUGCUGGUGGCUAUACCACAAGAUACAGACACAUGCAUACACAUGUGUACACACACACACACACAGUAGAUAAUGCAAGGACACAGAUGCUAGGAUAGCCCACUGCACAGCAUCAUUGUUAUUGCACUGUACCAAUAUUAAUCUCUCUCUCUCUCUUUCUCUCUCUCUUCAUCAGAUGGACUGAUGGCCUUUACAGCUUUCCUGGUGUCAGAGUUCAGUGAGGAGAACAUUGCGUUCUACGUUGCCUGUGAGGACUUCAGGAACACUAAGUCUGCUGCCAAGCUGGAGGCCAAAGCCCAGAGAAUCUAUGAUGAGUUCAUCUGCACCGACGCACCCCGAGAGGUAUGCAUCCCUCAACAGCUUGCUUUAUUCUCCCUCACCUAUGGAAUUUGCAUAGCAUCCCACAUUCAAUAAUCUUAAUUAUAACUCAAAAGUGAAAAAUAAAAAACCUUCAUUCAGACUGCAGCAGAUGACUAACCUCACUCUCUCCAUUCUCUCUCUCCAGGUGAACAUUGACCACGAGACUCGUGACAUCACCAGGGCCAACCUAAAAGAUCCAUCUACAUCCUGUUUCGACAUGGCCCAGCAUAGGAUCUACCUUCUCAUGGCCAAGGACUGCUACCCUCGCUUCCUUCGUUCCCCGGCUUACAAAGACCUGAUCAGCCAGCUCCGUGCCAAGUGCACAUCCACCUCCAAGAAGGCGUGAAUUAGUAACAGAGGACCUAGUGUGGUCGUCUAAAGUUUAAACAGAAAAGGAAUGCAUCGCCCUUGAGCAUUGACUGGGCAUGAAGCCUCAAGACCGGAAUUGUACAGAUGGACGAAUGUCUCGUCAUGAACCAGAAGUUCUGGUGCCAGCUACUCUGAAAAAUGAUGAGUGUCAAUCACCAUAAAGCUCUGAAGGAGAGAAAGAGAAAAGGCAGAUGGAGUGAUACCCCAUGAGGACGGAAGUUGAGACUUGAACAAGAACUGUGAUGGCAAUAUCACCACAUGAUGUGGACUAUCAUCAGUGAAUGUACAGAGACACAGAGUGGGCUGAAGGAAGGGUGUAAAGGAUGCAUUGACAAUUUGCAUUGACAAGUUGGACAUUUACAAUCAAAGACACACUGUUAUAGUGUCCCAGUUUGCUGCAUCAAUGUCUAACACUGUGUUCAUGACUAGGCAUGUUUUCUACAUGUUUUUUAAUGCAAAUAGAAACUGAGUAUUUAUUAUAUUUAUUUGUUUCUACUCUGUUCUGUUGUCUCUAUGUUUUAAUUAUUGUGUUUGAAAAGACCAACAAAUGAUGAAAAAAUUGUGCAAUAUAUUUCUACUGUUAACUGAUUUGUGAUGUUUUUUUACUGGAAAAAAUAAUAUGUUAUUUGAAUAAAAAAC
Coregonus sp. 'balchen' is the source of this 2096-nucleotide messenger RNA. NCBI's taxonomy places the organism in Eukaryota, Metazoa, Chordata, Actinopteri, Salmoniformes, Salmonidae. The record is from the annotation of a GenBank genome assembly.